This is a messenger RNA of Emericellopsis cladophorae, 723 nucleotides long. RefSeq names its product Pyroglutamyl-peptidase-like protein. Bases 1 to 723 code for a protein of 240 amino acids. NCBI's taxonomy places the organism in Eukaryota, Fungi, Ascomycota, Sordariomycetes, Hypocreales, Bionectriaceae. The transcript is spliced from 3 exons. The record is from RefSeq and is a predicted model, not a curated record. Gene Ontology annotation, biological process: proteolysis.
AUGGGUUCGCAACCGCCAACAAAGGGCGAGCUUACUGUCCUCGUCACCGGAUUUGGGCCUUUCCGCACGCAGUACCCUGUCAAUCCGUCGUACGAGAUCGCACGUCAGUUGCCGACCUAUCUUCCGCCCCUGCGUGCCAAAGAUCCCUCCAGUCGUGUCUCGCCUUCCAUACCUGACGUGCGUAUCCUCGUCCACCCUGAAGCCAUUCGGGUAUCAUACAAACGAGUCGGAGAGCUGGUACCGACAUGGUGGGACGAGGAUAUUGAGGGUCGGAGGAUAGAUCUGGCGAUACACAUUGGCAUGGCCGGCCCGAGACCGUAUUACCAGAUCGAACGAAAGGGGCAUCGGGAUGGGUACAAGAGUAAGGACGUCGAUGGGCUCGUUGGCGACAUCAAGGAUACGGGACGGGAAUGGAAAUGGUACGGCUGCCCGGCGGAAUUGGAGAGCGACCUGAAUAUGGAGGACGUGUUGGGACGCUGGCAGGCGCACAGUCCAAAGGACAUGGACUUGCGGAUAUCAGAUGAUGCGGGACACUACCUCUGCGACUAUACGUAUUACUCGAGCCUGGCCCAUCUGUGGAAGCAGCAGCGCGAGAGAAAGUUGACCUUUCUGCACGUGCCGGCCGACGCGUCGCCCGCCAGCAUCAAUCUCGGGAGGGAAUUGGCCAUCAAUUUGAUACGGGCCAUGGUCGAGAGCGAGGUCGUCGCCAAGGAAUCAGGAUAG